Messenger RNA from Balearica regulorum gibbericeps (East African grey crowned-crane), 793 nucleotides. NCBI's taxonomy places the organism in Eukaryota, Metazoa, Chordata, Aves, Gruiformes, Gruidae. The record is from RefSeq and is a predicted model, not a curated record.
AUGAACCUGGCUGCAGAUCUUUUCUGUUUGUUGGUAUGCCUCACCGCAGUGACUUCGGACCGGGUCUAUGUCCACCCUUUCAAUUUGUUUUCUUUCAACAAAAGUACCUGUGAGGAGCUGGAAAGCCUGGGCCAGGGGGGAAAGAAAACUUUUGUCCCUGUCUCAAUCGAGUCUCAAACCACACCUGCCUAUGAAGAUGACCUGAAUGACAAGGACAAGCUGGAAGCCCCGAGCCUGAGUGGCCGGGGGAGGCAGAAACUGAGCUACCUGAAGGACUUUGUGUACAUCCUGGGUGUGCGGUUUUACAGCGAGCUGCGGGAAGCGCGGCAGGGCCAAAACGUGCUCCUGUCCCCAACCAGUCUUUACGGCUCUUUGGUGUCUUUCUACCUGGGCGCCUCAAACCAGACGGCUGCUGAUUUGCAGGGUUUGCUGGGAUUUGUUCCCCCCUCUGGAAACCCUGACUGCACCUCCAGGGUGGACGGACACAAAGUCCUUUCCAGCCUGAGGAUGAUUGAAAGCCUCAUCAAGAGCAGGGACGAGGAGCUGCUCUUUUCCAAGACACUCUGCUUGUUCUCUGCCCGCGGCGUACCUCUAUCCCAACUGUUUGUGCAGGACUUGCUCCACUCCACUGAUGCUCUCUAUGUCCGAGCUGUUGACUUUACAAACCCAAGUGAGGCAGCAAAGCAAAUAAACGCCUUUGUGGAGGCCAAAAGCGAGGGCCAAAGCAAGUGCUUACUGACAGACAUCGAUCCAUCCGCCGACCUGCUGUUUGUCGUGGACGUCCGCUUGGCAG